Molecule: messenger RNA, 734 nt
Organism: Priapulus caudatus
Lineage: Eukaryota; Metazoa; Priapulida; Priapulimorpha; Priapulimorphida; Priapulidae
Product: 40S ribosomal protein S8-like
Exons: 6
Coding region: 52-678 (208 amino acids)
Biological process (GO): maturation of SSU-rRNA from tricistronic rRNA transcript (SSU-rRNA, 5.8S rRNA, LSU-rRNA); translation
Cellular component (GO): ribosome; cytosolic small ribosomal subunit
Molecular function (GO): structural constituent of ribosome
Source: RefSeq, a predicted model, not a curated record
AAAAGAAAAGUGGAGGAUAUUUCCGUUUCCUUUUCAUGGCCGUCAGCCAUCAUGGGUAUUUCGCGAGAUAAUCAACACAAGCGGCGUGCCACUGGUGGUAAAAGAAAGCCACUCCGUAAGAAGAGAAAGUUCGAAUUGGGCAGACCACCGGCAAACACUAAGCUCGGACCUCAGCGUAUCCACACUGUACGAACAAGAGGUGGGAAUAAAAAAUACCGAGCAUUGCGUCUUGAUCAUGGGAACUUCGCCUGGGGCUCAGAAUGUUGUGCAAGAAAGACCCGUAUCAUUGACGUCGUAUACAAUGCCAGCAACAACGAGUUGGUGCGUACCAAGACUCUUGUGAAGAAUGCUGUCGUCACGAUUGACGCCACCCCAUUCCGUACCUGGUACGAGACACAUUAUGCUCUACCUCUGGGUAGAAAGAAGGCGUCAAAGCUGACCGAGGAGGAAGAGGCUAGGAUUAACAAGAAGCGCAGCAAGAAGUUGAUGAAGAAGUAUGAGCUGCGUAAGAAGCACGCUAAAGUAGAGCCGGUUCUUGAGGAUGAGUUUAUGACUGGCAGAGUCCUAGCUUGCAUCGCGUCACGACCAGGACAGUGUGGACGUUGUGACGGAUACAUUCUGGAGGGCAAGGAGCUUGACUUCUACUUGAGGAAAAUCAAGUCGAAGAAAGCAAAGUAAAGUUCUUGUCACCAUCAUAAAAAUAUACAUAAAUAAAUUCUCUGUGAAGUUGUAAA